Aplysia californica (California sea hare) is the source of this 449-nucleotide messenger RNA. Its product is annotated as tyrosine-protein phosphatase non-receptor type 1. Gene Ontology annotation, molecular function: protein tyrosine phosphatase activity. The record is from RefSeq and is a predicted model, not a curated record. NCBI's taxonomy places the organism in Eukaryota, Metazoa, Mollusca, Gastropoda, Aplysiida, Aplysiidae. Gene Ontology annotation, biological process: protein dephosphorylation.
GGCCGAUGUUGAGCACCUUGGACGACUUCUGGUCCAUGGUAUGGUCACAGAACACGUCACUGGUGGUGAUGCUCUCCCGUGUGGGGGAAUAUAGACAGAACCACAGUUACAAGUACUGGCCUGAUGUUGGGGAUAGCGUUGAGACUGAUGACGUCAUUGUCACCACCAUUGACGAGGAGGAAAGAGCGAAUUUCGUGACCAGAUCAUUUCUUCUGAAAUACUCAAAGACCGGAAAGAAAAGACACGUGACCCAUUUCCAGUUCACAACAUGGCGGGAGUCUACAUUCCCUCCUGUGCCAGCCUUCCUGCAGUUCUGGAAAAAGUUCAGAAGCCUCAAAAAGACAGGCACUCAUCCCCCUGUUAUACACUGCAGGUACGCUGUGGUUUUUGCUGUUCUGGACAUCUACAUACAAAUGCUAGGAGGGGUGUUCAGUGGUCAUAAGAGAUGA